AUGGGCGACGAGAUUCCUCCGACCAAAAAGCGCAGAUUGGACGAUGGUAGCCCUCGACCUACAGACGGCUGUUCGUCAGAGGAGCUCGGGAGAGACACGGAUACUGGCCUGCGAAGAGCCAGCCCGGAGAGAGACUCCCGGCCACAAUCGCCGAGCCACCGCUCUCCGAAGUUGAAUAAAAGCUCGUCAAGGUCGCGGAGUGCGUCAGGUAGUGAUGACGAGCUUGCUGGGAGUGUAAAGGCUCCCUGGCGGUCUCGGUCGGGGCCCCGUUCACGGUCACAUUCACAUUCGCGGUCCUCCUCAUGGUCACCACGAUCAAGGUCCAGAUCGCAGUCUCAGACUCGUUCUCGCGGUACAAGGAGCAGAUCGACGUCUACAACGAAGGAGAGGGAAGCGCAAGAGUCUGAUCGUGGGUCAGCGAAUGACCGGGAAUACAGCGAGAGUGAAUCGGAGAAUGAAGACCAAGCAACUCGAAGUCGUCAGCAAACUCCCAAGCAGACCAUGGCUCCACCACUGCCUCAGCCUGAAUGCCUUCGUUAUAAGGAGAAAUUCGUGCUAAAGGGGCAUCAGCGAGGCGUUUCUGCAGUGAAGUUUUCGCCUGAUGGGACGAUGCUAGCAAGUUGCUCUGCCGAUGCUACGAUAAAAAUAUGGAAUACAGCUACGGGGACUCUGGUUCAUACUUUUGAGGGGCAUCUGGCGGGUAUAUCUACUAUAUCUUGGAGUCCAGACGGGGAAACAAUUGCGUCAGGGUCGGAUGAUAAGUCAAUACGGCUUUGGGAUGUGAUGACGGGCAAGCUGUAUCCAAAUCCGUUUGUCGGCCAUCACAACUACGUCUACUCGAUCGCCUUCUCGCCCAAGGGAAACAUGCUGGUUAGCGGUUCAUAUGACGAAGCAGUUUUCAUCUGGGAUGUACGAUCUGCCCGAAUCAUGCGCUCUCUGCCUGCACACUCAGAUCCCGUCGCGGGCGUCGACUUUGUUCGAGACGGCACGCUUAUAGUCUCCUGCGCCGGUGACGGUCUGAUUCGAAUAUGGGAUUCGGCAAGCGGACAGUGUCUGCGCACGCUUGUUCACGAAGAUAACCCACCAGUUGCAUCAGUAAAAUUUUCACCGAACGGUAAAUUCAUCCUGGCCUGGUCCUUGGAUGGAUGUGUUCGGUUAUGGGAUUAUGUGGAUGGACGAUGCAUAAAGACAUAUCAGGGCCACAUCAAUGAAAAGUACAGCAUGGCAGGCACAUUCGGGCUGUAUGGACAUCGACGAUCCUCCACUUCUCAAAAACUUCCCAAAGAGCAGCAGGCAAACGUUGAAAAGGAGUACGCUUAUGCAGCGAGCGGGAGUGAAGACGGCAGGAUAAUAUGCUGGGACGUGAUAAGCAAAAAGACGCUGUUGGAAUUGACGGGUCAUUCUGACGUUGUCCUAGGGGUAGAUGCCUUCUCGCCGCCCACAAUGGACCAGAAGAGGCUUAUGGCAAGCUGUGGGUUGGACCAGACAGUUAGGAUAUGGGAAGAAAUCGAGGAUACAGGAGAGGCGAGAAUAGAAGAAACAGCUUUGAAAGUUGUACAAGGGGAAGGAAGCCCGGUGGAAAAGGCAGAAAAUGAAGAUGCAUCGAUGAACACUGGGGAAGCGCCCGAGAUCAAGGGUGAUAAUGACGGCUCAGAUAUGCAAGAGCAAACUUCUGUGAUGAAGAAGACUAGCAACGACAAGGACAGCGAUGGUGAUUUGGUUAUGGGAUAG
This is a messenger RNA of Trichophyton rubrum CBS 118892, 1731 nucleotides long. RefSeq lists its product as uncharacterized. The coding region runs from base 1 to 1731 and encodes 576 amino acids. The record is from RefSeq and is a predicted model, not a curated record. Lineage: Eukaryota; Fungi; Ascomycota; Eurotiomycetes; Onygenales; Arthrodermataceae. The transcript is spliced from 3 exons. Gene Ontology annotation, molecular function: protein binding.